AUGGCUGCCGUCCACCUACAGUACAUCCUGUCCGCUAUUUCGCUGUUGGGGCUGGCCUAUGCCGCCGGAAUUGUCGUCUACCGAUUGUUCUUCCAUCCGUUGGCGAAGUAUCCCGGCCCGCUGCUGGCCAAAAUCACCGAUGCCCAUCAGUUGUAUCAUGCCUGGAAGGGCGACCGGCAUCUGCAGUUCUGGCGGAUGCACGAGCAAUAUGGCAACAUCGUGCGGUUCGGCCCCAGUAGCGUCUCCUUCAACUCCAAUACUGCCCUGAAGAGUAUAUACGGCUUCAAGGCCAACGUGCGGAAAGCCGAAUUCUAUGAUGCCUUCGUGCAUCCGGCGCCCAAUACCCACAAUACGAGGGACAAAGUGUUGCACGCAAGAAAGAGACGAGUCCUGUCGCAGGCCUUUUCCGACUCGGCAGUGAAGGAGAUGGACCGCUAUAUACUCGCCAAUGUUCGAUCAUUCUGCGAGCAGAUCGGACUCGGGGCCAGAGACGAGCGAAAGGGCUGGACUGACACCAAGAACAUGGCUGACUGGUGCAACUACCUGGCCAUGGAUAUCCUCGGCGACUUGUGUUUUGGAAAGGCCUUCCACAUGCUGGAGCGGCCUGACAACCGGUAUGCCCUGGAUCUGGUGUCCCUCGCCACGACCAGACACCUGAUCUGCGGAACGAUGCGUCUGGUGGAGAAGCUACACCUCGACAAGGUCCUCUUCCACAAGAUUGCAAAUGGCCGAGCCAAAUACUUGGCCUACAGCAAGGCACAGCUGGCCGAGCGCACCAAGCUCGGCGACGAUACUGACCGUAGAGACUUCUUCUAUCACCUGCUCAAGGCCAGAGACCCAGAAACCGGACAAGGUUUCGCAACUCCUGAGCUGUGGGGCGAGUCGAAUCUGCUGAUCAUCGCUGGGUCGGACACCACGUCGACUGCCAUGGCAGCAACUCUGUUCUAUAUCGUGCGCAGCCCUGUGGCACUGCAGAAGGCAAGCGAGGAGGUCCGGGCGAAGUUCAGCGACGUGGAGGAGAUCUGCCAGGGCCCAAGCCUGACUUCGUGUGUCUACCUCAGGGCCUGCAUCGACGAGGCGAUGCGUAUGUCUCCAUCCGUGGGCGGCAUCGCGCCUCGUGAGGUUCUCCCUGGGGGGAUAACCAUCGAUGGAGAGUUCAUCCCUGAGGGUGUGGUCACCGGCACGCCGCACUACACCAUCCACCACAACGCGGCUUACUUCCCGCAGCCGUUUUCGUAUAUUCCCGAGCGGUGGAUGGCUGGGUCCUCCAAGAGCUUCGGCGGGGUUGGGGAAAGCACCUUCACCGAGCAGGACGUCGCUCUGGCGCAAAGCGCGUUCUGCCCCUUCUCUGUCGGGCCUCGGGGCUGUAUUGGGAAAGGACUGGCAUACAUCGAGAUGAUGACGACUAUGGCCAGAGUCUUGUUCCUGUAUGAUCUGCGCAAGUCGGCCGGCUUUGACCCGGCUGAGGGCAGCAUGGACCUCGAGUGGGGUCGCCAGCGAGUCGACGAGUUCCAGCUGAUGGACCAGUUCACGAGCUUGAAGAAUGGGCCGAUGGUUGAGUUUAGAAAGCGUGUGAGAGGGUAG
Molecule: messenger RNA, 1584 nt
Organism: Anthostomella pinea
Lineage: Eukaryota; Fungi; Ascomycota; Sordariomycetes; Xylariales; Xylariaceae
Source: the annotation of a GenBank genome assembly